Nomia melanderi (Alkali bee) is the source of this 703-nucleotide messenger RNA. RefSeq lists its product as uncharacterized. The record is from RefSeq and is a predicted model, not a curated record. NCBI's taxonomy places the organism in Eukaryota, Metazoa, Arthropoda, Insecta, Hymenoptera, Halictidae.
UUAACUUAAGUAUAAAAGGAGUUUUGUUUAUAAAAUGGCUAGCCAUACUACAAAUAGUAAAAACUACAAUAUGAAACUUAUUGAUACUCUGUACAAUCAGGUUCCAGCAUUUACAGAUGUCUUUGAUGAAGAAACAUGGUAUAUUUUUGUUGCCUGCUUUGUAGCAGGUACAUUUUUAAUUACGUUUAUUCUUUCAAGAUUUAUAACAUUAACACCUGUGGAAUAGGUAUAAAAUAUAUUCAAAAAAAUGUGUGUUACAUUCAUAUACAUAUACCAUUAUUUAUAUUUAGUGCAUUACAUUAAAUAAUAAUACAUUGUACUGAUAAGAUUUCUUUGCACACCUUAGUUAUUUCUGGUAAUAAUUUCAAUAGAAAAAUAUGUGUACAUGUACAUAUGAACACUGCUUUGAAAUAGCUUUAAGUGUCUUAAACACUUUGUUACACUAUUUCCAACAGUAUUUAAUGUUAAAACUGUACAUACCAAAAUUAUUUAUACUAUGAAAUUGUGGAAAUCGAAUUGGUCUUUAUAUUACAAACUGAUCAUAAACCCUUUGUAAUUCAUUAUAUUUACACUGUUUUCAUAAGAAUUACAGAAUUUAUACCUUUAAUGUAAUCAAAAUUAUAUAAGACUUCAUAAUAAAUAAAUAAUAAAUGGAAAAAUUGUGGUAGUGUAUAAUACAUUGUCAUUAUAAAAUCAAAUGAUG